Messenger RNA from Nothobranchius furzeri (turquoise killifish), 2263 nucleotides. It is a transcript of the gene rbm43, whose product is annotated as RNA binding motif protein 43. The record is from RefSeq and is a predicted model, not a curated record. Lineage: Eukaryota; Metazoa; Chordata; Actinopteri; Cyprinodontiformes; Nothobranchiidae.
AAAGUUACCUUAUUUUGCAACGUCAGAAGCGGAAGUGACGUCAUGAGUUUCGGCUCUAGAAGAAGGCGCAGAAAUGAAUUUAUGAAGUAGAAGUAUCGGAUCAGAAGAUGGAAUUCCAGGUGGAAGCCACUGUCUGUCUGGACAGAGUUCCUGAUGAAGAGGAGGUGCUGAGACUUCUCAGGAGCUACGGCUUUCACAUGUGGUAUCUGAACAGGGACGAGGUCCGCUUUCGAGGAUCUCUUCAGAACUUCAAAGCUGUGAAGGCGCGUGUGGAGGAGGCCGAUGAGGCUAGAGCGAGGCCAUCCUCACACGUUCCCGCAGUUGUCUCUGGAGCAGUUUCCAGCUACUACAAGUCUUCACCGUACCCUUCUGUAUCAGGUCCAGCCUCUCCGGGCUACGGGAUCUCCCCGCCUCCGGACCUCCGGGCGUCUGGAGGAGAGACGAUUGUCGUUGAUGCAGAUGUCUUCAGAUACGCCGACCAGUUGAGGAGGAAAGACCUCGAGAACAUCCUGAUCUGCCACAAUGUUAAAAUGAAGAAGGAGGAAGGUGGAGACAGCAUCAGCAUCACACUAUGGGGGAGGAGCCGCAGGACCGCGGCCCACAAGCUCCAGAAUCUCCUGGAGGACCUAAACAAAUCUCUUAGGACUCAGGAAGUCCCUCUGAAGAACCUGAACCGUCAUGGACAAGCUCUGUUGCAGACCAUCAGAGACAGCAGAAACAUCUCCGGGUCGGUUCUGGUUGUUGAGACUGAUGACCGACUCCACCUCAUCGGCCCGUCCAAAGACAGCUACGAGCUGAAGCAAGGCCUGCUGGGAGAGCCAGUCGACCAAUCAGGGAGCAGAAGAAGGACCAGUGAUAAAACACCCAGAGGGAGGAGGAGCAGCUCUCUGCCACCAACCAAUAAAAGGUCAGGAGGAGUCGCUGGUUUCCCGUUGAUGGAUAAAAACCAGACAGGAGGUUCCGUUCGGAGCCGAGAUCCAAAACGAAGCUUCUCCAAUAUCGAAGAAAAGAAACUGACUGAACGAUCUAACGAGAAAAAGAAUCUUGUAUUAAGGUUCAAACAGCUGUUUAAAAAAUCACCGCGGGAAGCGAAGCAGUAGGUUCCUGAUCUUUGGCUCACUUGUAAGGGAACAGGUUUAGAAUCAACUUGUUCAUAAAACAUUUUUAUUUCUAAGAUCAUUUUUCUCACAUUCUGCUUUAUUUUUUGAGCUUUUUUAAUGGAAUUUCGGCUUUCCAAAGGAUAAUCCCACCUGAGUCACUUUAAACAGAGGCGGCAGAAUGAAGGCAAAACACUGGGGCAAUCAAAUGUUUGUCAAAUAACAAACUGCUUGCACUAACUUCCUGCUUGGACCUCAAGGCUCCCGCAGCAGCAGCUCUUCUCUGCUCUUGUAGCAGUGCUGUGUGUCCAUGUCUGCUGUUUAAAUAGAAGUUUACAUUUUUCCUGUUUAGAUGUGUUUUAAAUCUUCGUUUACCAUCGUGAAAAUCUCACAUCAAACCACUUCUGGCCUUAAAGCGUUCAGAUGGACCAUCAGGAUUAGAACCUUCAUCACAAGCCUGCCAUCAGGGCUGUCCCAAGCCUUUGUGGGACCCUACGCAGGCUUCCCUUUGGGGCCCCCCCAUACCAACAAGUCAACACCAAGAGAGAUCGUUCCUAGGCUGUACCAUAUGUGUAACCUGCCCACUAUCAUUAGCGUCUUUUGUAAUUAAUUUCCAUCACACGGGUGUUAUUGAUUUUAACUUACUGGAGCAGCAAACUGACAAAAAGGCUCUAAAUAAUUUGCAUUUCAAAAUGUUAUUUAAGUGUUAUCUAUUAAUUCAACUAUUUGAAAGAAACGUCAUCAGACAAACGCCAAAUUUACAGCAAAAAAUGUAAGUGUGUUCUUAAAAUAUGAAAAGUGUAAAAUGUGUUGCACUACAAAAUAAACUAAAUGGCACUACAGAAAAAAUAUUGAUAAUUAGUUUCUUCAUGUGAAAUAAUACUUAGUUUGUAUUAUUUAAAGUUAUUAAAACAAAUUUUCCUCAAGCCAACUUGGUGCUCUUGUGGGCCCCCUGGUGGCGUGGGAGCGCGCGGGGUUCGGGGGCCACAAAGAGGGGGCCUGCGGGCCGCUUGUUGGACCACUGUUCUAAUCUCUCUACUGAAGAGCUCAUUUACGCCCCCUGCUGGUGUAAAUAUGCUACUGCAGUCUCCUUAAAACGUGAACUUUGUUAUCACUGAGUUAAAUAAUUAUGAUUUAAAUAUUUAAUAAAUUACCCUAACUACCAA